Messenger RNA from Lingula anatina, 2447 nucleotides. RefSeq lists its product as uncharacterized. Gene Ontology annotation, molecular function: chitin binding. NCBI's taxonomy places the organism in Eukaryota, Metazoa, Brachiopoda, Lingulata, Lingulida, Lingulidae. Gene Ontology annotation, cellular component: extracellular region. The record is from RefSeq and is a predicted model, not a curated record.
UUAUGUCUCUAAUCAUCAGAGGUAAACGUUCCGCCGUCAACAUUUGCAAACAAAGGAAAAUGAAGCCGAGGAAGACUCUGUGACACACCAGUGAUGCAAGAAACUCUUCUGUACUAGGAAAAACCCUCAUUCCAACUUUGCCGACUUUUGAACCCGAGCAGGCUGUAGUCGAAGACCCCUGAUCAGGUGGUACACAAAGAACACAGAGGAGAAUGCCACAGGAAGAAAGGUUAAUCCAGUGUUGGUAUGGGGAAGCGUGGUGCGAGACAGACGCGCGGUAUGCCAACCAUCAUGACUGUCACACCUACUACCUGUGCACAGACGGCGAGACGGGCACGGUGGAACUGUUGAAUUGCAAGAAUUUCGGGUUGUUUGAUUUUGAUGAGGGCAAGUGCAAGAAACCCAGUGAAGGCGAUGCCGUGAAGUGUGCUUCAUUUUUUAGCUGCUUGCGGCGGAGGCUGACCGCUACCACCGCUAUCACGACAGAAACAACAACAGUCACCACCGAGUCGACGGUUUCAGCCUCUGCCAAAACCCUGCCCACUGCCACUCUAGAGCCCAUUGCGACAGCAAAGACAGAAACCUAUGGUAACGCAUCUAGACACGAUACAAAGCUUUCGAACCCGCCGCCAGACGUCGCUGUUACCGCUGGGAUAGUCGCAGUGAGCGGUCUGGUAGUUCUGGCGGCCGUCGGCAUCCUUAUUUGUUUUCUUUACAAGAAAAAACAGAAAUGGCGCAUGAAGUCGGAAAAAUCUGCUCACAACCACGACAGGCGCAAUGAUAUGGAUUUUCCUAUUUACCUGGACCCAGAAACUACUCACAUCUCCUCUCCCACCUGCCAUCCGUCAGCGUACGAAAACCUCGCCUUCUCAGCCGACAAAGACCGUCGGCCCAAAAACCCGGAUGCAAGGGAUUUCUACACGUCGCUAGACGAUCAUUCUUCAGAAAAACUACAAAUACACGAUACUGAUGUUGGCUUUUGUAAAUCUGCACAGCAUGGGCCUGCAAAUAAACCUGACGAAAAUAUGUCGGAGUCGAACAGGAGUGGCGUCCCUAAGAUACCGAAAGUCGCCGAACUUCUUCUGGCAAAACAAGCUCUCAGAAACGUGCAAGGCCCCUCUGACUCUGCCACCGAUGACAAAGACUCUUCCUUGAAAUCACCAACCCUAACCAACCCAACGAAAACAAAGGUUAAUGAACUGACCAUUAGAACAACCGUUUCACCGAAUGCUUUGGCCCCGCCCUCCAAGCCUCCGCGUGCAAUACAGGAAGAAGAUGAUAUCAACGACAGCCGUAGCGUUGCUUCCUACCUGGUUCCUCGGCAGUGUCUGUCAGGAUUACCGACUUCCGACGACGACGGCUGUUACAGAAGUUCUUCAUACAUAUACGCAACCGUUACAAAGACGUACCAAAAGGAUCCAACCCCUCACAACCAUUGUGCGAACUCUGCUGAAACCCACGAACAGAUUCCAACAGUUCCCGACAAAAGAACAGACGGAUAUCCUCGAGACUUGCAAAAUGAACAGCCUGUAGACGAUAACAUUUCGGAAAUAGAAAACUACGUCAAUUUCGAUCGAGUCCUAUUAAUGCGCACAAAGAACAAUGAGAAUACAGACAACAUUAAAUUUCACAAUCCCGAUUUUCAGCACGCAGUAACCUCUGAUAACCACGACGUUGCUAUUCACCGGGAAAGACGUUUUAGCAACGAUUCCGAAAACAUCUCUGAAUCCAGCAUUUAUUACUAUCCAGAGAAACAACUGUCCAGAUCUCCAUCGCUGUUGACGGAUAACGAAAUUUAUUACAGUAGUGUGUGUCAGGAUUAUAACACAGCAGAUGAGAUUACGUCCCGCCGAAAUUACGUCCCGCCCUACUUGGUGACAAAACUAAACUGCGAAGACAAUGACGUCAAAAAUCCCCCCACGGUAUUUACUGUAAAAACGCCAACCGACCACGUGGACAGUGAAACUGUCUACUAUUCUCCCGUGUGUGAGGAUGAUAACUAUGAGGAAGAAAGGAUGUCUGUACAGAAUGAUACUGGAGAGCAAAAUAAAGAACCAUUUUACUACGACCACGAACCCGAGGAAAAUGCUUACGCAGAGUUGGACGAUGUGCAGAGAGCAAAUGAACCCGAUGGUUAUUCUUCUGUCAGUGAUGUGACUGGGAAAGUAUAGCUGGGUGUAGUCUUUUGUUUAUUUAUUCAUUAUUUUAUUUUAUUUUUUUAGUUUCUACGUUCUUUGUAGCGACAUGGAUGAUCUUGGUUCUUGAAAACUUGUAUAGAUCGUCAUCCUUGUUGAGUCAGAUUCUAGAGCAUAUUUACUGUAGAUGAAUUGAAAAUUCGAAGUAGAAAUCCCACUUAAGAACAUGAUAAUAAGCAAGUUUCUUAAAAUUGAUUUUAUAGAAUAUAUAUCUAGUUUUGUUUGCAAGAGAAAAUAAAAAUAAAAAAUAAA